Molecule: messenger RNA, 2184 nt
Organism: Branchiostoma floridae (Florida lancelet)
Lineage: Eukaryota; Metazoa; Chordata; Leptocardii; Amphioxiformes; Branchiostomatidae
Product: kinetochore protein Nuf2-like
Exons: 16
Coding region: 179-1549 (456 amino acids)
Biological process (GO): meiotic chromosome segregation; kinetochore organization; mitotic spindle organization
Cellular component (GO): Ndc80 complex; kinetochore
Molecular function (GO): protein-containing complex binding
Source: RefSeq, a predicted model, not a curated record
GAGCUGACGCAAUGAUCACGUGACCUAAUUUGACACCAGAACGAGGCUGCGCGGCCAGUACAAAUUACGACGCCAUCUUGUUGUCGGUGGUUUGAAAAUACGAGAGUUGGACUGCAACCUUCGUUUCUUUCUCUUUCACGGGGUCCUUUACCUCCUGUUGCCCAGUAGACAGAUCAAGAUGGAGAACCUCCCACCAGGCCACGAGUAUUUUGACUUCCCGCGGCUGCCCAUACCGCAGAUCGCGCAGGAGUGUCGUGAUGGUGCCCUGGGACCGGACGCCACCUGGCUCUCCGAGGACCACCUAAAGAAACCAGAGGUGGACACCAUACAGAGUAUAUAUGCUAUCAUACUGCAGUCUGCCCUCGGCAUCACACAGGAGCAGAUCACUCAGGUACAGUUUGAGGGGACAGAAGAACUGGAGCACAAAGACAUCCAUGAGGAGGCUAUCCCUCAGAUUCACUUCUUCUUUGCCAUGCAACGUUUUAUGUAUUCAUGUGGAGCACGGGACUUCAAGAUCAAGGACAUUCUGGAUCCAAAACCCAAGAGAACAACCAAGUUUCUGAGUGCUGCAAUCAACUUCCUGAAGUUCCGCGAUCAGCGAUUGCAGACGUACGAAUCAAUCAAGGAAGAAAAGGUUGCAGUGCAGGAAGAAUAUGCCAGACUACAGAAGAGUAAUGACGAGCUGCGGGCAAAAAUCAACCAGAUCAGGGCAGCAAGAGCUGAGCAUGAGCCACAAGUCCGUGAGGUCCAGCAAGAAGUGGACAAGUUAAAAGCUGGCAUACAGGAGGGCCAGAGACAUCAGGAAACCCAGUCUUCAGCCAUGGCAGAGAUGGAGAAGACUAUUGAAGGAAGGAAUACCAAAUUGGCUCGGCUGAAGGAUGACAUCAAGAGCACCAAAGAGGAGGGGGACAAGCUGCGCUCCAAGAUCGUGCAGUCUCCCGAGAGGAUGAAGGGGGAGAUGGGGAGGAUGGAGAGGAGUAUCAAAACUCUAAAGGUCACCAAGGAGCAAAAGGGCCAGAGACUGGUGGAACUACAUGAACAGCAGCACAAUAACCAGUCCAUGGGUGAGAACUGUCAGCAGGGGCUGAAACUCAUCUCACUUAUCCAGGCAGAGUGUGAUGAGCAAAGGAAAGCGAACGCGGCCCUGAUGAAGAUGCGUGACCAGGUGGUGGCUCAGAAGGAGGUUCUGCGGGACGUGACCACGCGAGAGAGCCAGCUGAAGCGCCAGCUGGGCUCCAAGCAGGAGAAACUCACCAAGUUCAGCCUGCAGCACAAGAACAAACUCUCCGCAGCACGGGAGACAUCAGCCGUCACCAGAAAGGAACAGGAGAUGUACCAGCCCUACAUGCAGGAACUGGAGAGGGACAUUGAGGAGAUAGAGAUGCAGAAGUGCCAGUUGGAGAAGCAGCUUGCAGAGAAAGAGGAAAGCCACCAGGGUGUGAUGAACACCUUCACAGACAAGUACAGGGAACUUCUGGACUCGCUGGACCUCUAUCACUCCAGAAUCGCUGAUGUUUGGCAGAAAAACCUCCCCAUGCCAGAAGAUUAAACAAGACAAGAAACUCUUCAGUACCUUUUUGAUAGAAGUGACCAUGAUAGAGUGUUUUAAGUUACUACAAUGUGUCCUAUUUAGCACUAUUUUUAAAGAGUCUCUAGUAGAAGAAAAUGUAAAUGAGUAGUAUUCUGUGUACAAAUCAGCAUUCUAACGUAGACUAGGAUAUACCUGUUUAUUUCUUACACCAUUUGAUUAGUUGAAUAAUUGUACUGAUAUUAUAUCUGUCUUAAGAGUGUACUCAAAACUUACUUUGAACAAGGAUGUUAUAUAAGGUCCUUGCUUUGAACAUCUACGAUUGAACACUUUGUCUUUUUUAGAUUUCUUCUGACAUCUCAAUUUUUUAAUGUUAUGUUUACUCAUGUCUUAGUGUUCUUGUUAACUGUCAAACUUUGUCAAGCAUUGUUCACAUAUCUUCUACACACACACAUAUAGUUUUCCCUUACCAUUAUGAAUGGAGGAUAGGACUAAAAGUUUUCUAGCUUGUCCUCUUGUACAUCCCUUACAUGUAUAUACAUUUGUACCAUGGGUCCUCCCAUACAAUUUGUUAUGAUUGAACAAGUAGGGUUAGGCCAUACUCUAAUGAAGUAGUUGUCAGAGAUGUAUGGAAAUAAAUUUAGUUUGAUGACAGA